Siniperca chuatsi (mandarin fish) is the source of this 8988-nucleotide messenger RNA. RefSeq names its product receptor-type tyrosine-protein phosphatase S-like. Gene Ontology annotation, biological process: protein dephosphorylation. The transcript is spliced from 35 exons. Gene Ontology annotation, molecular function: protein binding; protein tyrosine phosphatase activity. The record is from RefSeq and is a predicted model, not a curated record. Bases 451 to 6327 code for a protein of 1958 amino acids. NCBI's taxonomy places the organism in Eukaryota, Metazoa, Chordata, Actinopteri, Centrarchiformes, Sinipercidae.
GAGAUAGAUAGAGCGGGGAGGGGGAGGAGAGGAGAGUGAGGGAAGAAAGAGGGCAUUAAGGAAAGGAAGAAGGCAGGGAGUAUCAAUGACAUCAACCAGCAGUAUCUGAGGCCGCCCGACCAGCCAUGCUCUCCCGACAAAAGGGCUGAGGAGCUGCCGUGACCCGCUGCGCUCCCAAGAGGUCGGUCGACAGCCAGGACGGUGGGGGGAAACGCCGGCGAUGUGUGCAUGCAUCCUCCACAAAGACAGACCUUUCUCUGAGUGGAGCUCUGCUGCCACUGGAUUACAUUUAUCCUUGCUGUUUCCGAGGAAGCUUCCAGCUGCAAAUCCACCCACAUGAAUCUACCAGACAGUAAAGAAGACGGAGCACUUUCUUCCAAGAGUGCCUACCCCUGUUGAGUGAAGCACUACUCGUAUCUCCGUCAUCUCCAACCAACCCACGGUGGUGCCAUGCCGCUGCCCAGUACAGGUGGAGUUCUAGCCCAGUCCAGGAGGCCUAUCCUGGGUCUCCGCCUUAGCCCCUCUCCACUGUGUCUCCUGCUGCCUUUGAUUAUCCUGCUAACCAGCUCUUUGAGCAGCGUGUGUGGAGCACCAGCUCCCCCAAAGUUCACCAAGAUUCCCACAGACCAGAUCGGAGUGUCAGGGGGUGUGGCAUCAUUUGUGUGCCAGGCCACUGGCAAUCCCAAGCCGGUCGUCUACUGGAACAAGAAGGGCAAGAAGGUCAACUCCCAGCGUAUCGAGACCGUAGAGUUUGAUGAGGGUGCAGGUGCUGUGCUGAGGAUCCAACCGCUCAGAGCACCCCGAGAUGAGAACAUCUACGAGUGUGUGGCACGCAACAGUGAAGGAGAGGUGUCUGUCACUGCAAAGCUGGCCAUUAUCAGAGAAGACCUGUUGCCAUUUGGCUUCCCCAGUAUAGACAUGGGUCCCCAGCUGAAGGUGGUGGAGCGGACGAGGACGGCCACCAUGCUGUGCGCUGCUAGCGGCAUCCCCGACCCAGAGAUUUCCUGGUUCAAAGACUUCCUGCCUGUCGACCCCACCAUCAGCCAGGGUCGCAUCAAACAGCUCCGAUCAGGAGCAUUGCAGAUCGAGAACAGUGAGGAAACAGACCAAGGGAAGUACGAGUGUGUGGCCACCAACUCUCAAGGCGUGCGCUACUCCUCCCCUGCCAACCUGUAUGUGCGAGAGCUUCGAGAAGUGCGCCGUGUGCCCCCUCGUUUCUCCAUCCUCCCCUCCAACCAUGAGAUCAUGCCGGGAGGGAGCGUCAAUAUCACAUGUGUGGCCGUGGGUUCGCCCAUGCCCUACGUCAAGUGGAUGCUGGGCAGCGAGGACCUGACCCCCGAGGAUGAGAUGCCGAUUGGACGGAACGUGCUGGAGCUCAAUGGUGUCCGGGAGUCUGCAAAUUACACCUGUGUGGCCAUGAGCAGCCUGGGUAUCAUCGAGGCCACCGCUCAGGUCUUAGUAAAGACUUUGCCAAAGCCUCCCGGCACACCCAUAGUCACAGAGACCACCGCCACCAGUGUGACCAUCACCUGGGACUCCGGCAACCCAGACCCUGUCUCCUACUACAUCAUCCAGUACCGAGCCAAAGGGCCGGACAGCAAGUACGAGACAGUGGACAGCAUCACCACCACCCGCUACAGCAUCGGGGGACUGUACCCCAACACCGAGUAUGAAAUCAGAGUGUCUGCCUUCAAUAGCAUCGGCCAGGGCCCCCCCUCUACGCGCGUGGAGGCUCGAACAGGAGAGCAGGCCCCGGCCAGCCCUCCCCGAAACGUCCAGGCUCAUAUUAUUUCUCAGAACACGGUGAUGGUCCGCUGGGAGGAGCCAGAGGAACCCAAUGGACAGGUGAAAGGCUACCGCGUGUACUACACCACAGACCCGUCCCGGCCGAUGAAUGAGUGGCAGAUUCAUAACGUCCAGGACAGUGUGAUCACCACCAUUCAGAACCUGGUGACCUCUGAGACCUACACCAUCCAGGUCCUAGCCUUCACCUCUGUAGGGGACGGACCCUUCUCAGACCCCGUCCAUGUUAAAGUCAUGCCAGGAGUUCCAGGCCAACCGGGGAAGUUUAAAGUCGGUAGAGUGACAGACACCAGCAUUGAGCUGACCUGGGAACCUGCUUACACCAAGGAGGGCAUUGUCAACUAUGAGCUGCUCUACAAACCUGUCAAGUUUGGCAGUUUGGAGAAGCUGACCUUCGGGCCUAGGAAUUCUUACACAGUGGAGGGCCUGAAAGCGAACACAGAAUACUCCUUCUCCCUGGCCGCCAUCUCAACCAAAGGCAUCGGAGCUUUCACCAACGAAGUGGUGCAGAGAACGUCACAAGCCAAGCCCUCGGCUGCACCCGAGGGUGUGUCCUGCGAGAGUGCCAGCUCCACCUCACUGAGAGUAAGUUGGAAGCCGCCUCCAAUGGAGGGCCAGAAUGGCGAGUUGGCAGGUUAUGAGCUGAGAUACCAGAGAGUUUCUGGGGCAGGAGGCAGAGGUCAGGGCCAGGAGGUGAAGGGGCUUCCUUUCCCAGCCCAGCAGGGGCAGACAGUGUUAGAGGGGCUGGAGAAAUGGAGCUGGUACAACAUCACCAUAGCAGCCUUCACUGCAGAGGGGACUGGACCCAACAGCCUGGCUGUGCUUUGCAGAACUGAUGAGGACGUUCCUGGUGCAGCCCCUCGCCAGGUGGACGUCCAGCCGCUCAACUCCUCAGCAUUUCGAGUCACAUGGCGAUCUGUGUUGCCACGGUUACGGCAAGGCCAGAUCCGUGGCUACCAGGUGCAUUUCAGCCGCGCCGAGAGCGGUGAAUCACGAAACCUUCCCCGGAUCAAAGACCUCUUAUUGGACGAGUCCCAGAUGGAGGAGGAUGACUCGACUCAAUAUGAGCUGAUUUUGGGAGGUCUGAAAGCAGAGACUUUGUACUCUGUCACAGUGGCAGCGUACACCACCAAAGGGGAUGGAGCGCACAGCAAAGCCAAGCUGUUGCAGACCCUGGGGAUUGUGCCCGGCCCACCCUCCCUUUGGGUGCGUCCAGGAUCGGGUCCAUCAGUGGUAGUGCAGUGGGCUCCUCCGCUGGAGUGCUCUGAGUCAGGUUCUGAUAGCCAGGGGGCCCCAGUGGAAAUCCAGGGCUACCGCCUACAGUUUGGCCUGAAGAAUACCUCUUUAAACACCACAGUGGAUUUCACGAAUCGGGAGAAAAACUUCACUGUCAGAAAUCUCUCCCCUGGCUCCUCCUACGUCUUUGUGCUCUCCGCGAAGAGCAGAGCAGGCUACGGAGAUGCAGUGCAGCAGGAAAUAACAGUUCCCAUGUUCCCACCCUUGGGAUACCCCAAAAUAUCUGACUUUGUUAAUGCCACUUGCUGCUCCCUCCAGUUCUCCUGGCUGCCCCCUGCCCCAGAGGAGUGCAACAGUGUCAUCACAGAGUACACCAUAGCUUACAAAGAGGUUGUGGGCCCCAAACCCUCUGCUGACCCUGGCCCUUCAGCCUUACCAGCCCCCCCUGCUCCCCCGUGGCUGAUCAUGCUACCAGCGAGUGAGUCCAGCUACACCAUCCUGGGCCUCAAUCACAGCACAGCCUACGAGGUGCAGCUCAGAGCCCACAACAAGGCAGGGCCAGGCCCCUUCAGCCCACCUCUGGUGAGCCAAACCCUGGCCCUUGAAACAGAUGUGCCAAGGAAUUUUUCAGUCAACCUGGCCACUAAAACCAGUGUUCUUCUGACCUGGGAGUUUCCAGAGAGCAGCAACUCCUAUCGCUUUACUGUGGAGUAUAACCGACAGAAGAUGGAGGUAGAUGCUCGUCUGAGAAAAGCAGUCAUCCCAAACCUUCAGCCUGACACCAGCUACGACUUUAAAAUCACUGCUCCGGAGGGCAACAUGGGAGGCCUUCGCCACCGCAUCUCCGCCAAGACCUCCCCGCCGAUCACCAUCCGCCGCCCUGAGAUUGACCACACCCGUGACACUGAGACCACAGUCACCAUAAUCCUGCCAUCGCUGGAGACUCGCACUCCUGUCAAGAAUGUUUAUGUUGUUGUGGUUCCGCUGAGGAGAGCCCGCGGCGUCAUCAGACACCUCAAGAGCCCAGAUGAAAUGGACCUAGAGGAGCUGUUAAAAGACAUCAGUCAAAGGCAGAGGGAUUCUCGGCAGCAGAAGCAGGUGGACCUGCGCCGGGCUUACAUCACAGCCCGUUUCACACCUGCCACCCUACCUGCCUUCUUCACCCUGGGGGACCAGCUGGACUACGGAGGCUUUGAGAACCGAGCUCUAGACCCAGGGCAGGAGUACGUCUUCUUCAUUCUGGCUGAGCUCAAUUCCACAACCGGGAAAAUGUAUGUGGCCAGCCCCUACACAGACCCUGUGAUUGCCCCAGAUUCAGACCCCCAGCCCCUCGAUGCAGGUGAUGGUCUGAUCUGGGUAGUUGGACCUGUCCUGGCUGUGGUCUUCAUCAUCUGCAUCGUCAUCGCUAUUCUCCUUUACAAAAACAAGCGCAAGGACUCUGAACCCGGCACCAAGAGCCUUUUAAGCAACGCAGAGAUGAUGGCCCAUCACCCAACAGACCCUGUGGAGAUGAGACGCAUCAACUUCCAGACUCCUGGAAUGAUGAGCCAUCCUCCCAUCCCCAUCAGCGAGCUGGCUGAGCACAUAGAGCUGCUGAAAGCUAACGACAACCUGAGACUCUCCCAGGAGUAUGAGUCCAUUGACCCUAGUCAGCAGUUCACCUGGGAGCAUUCGAACCUGGAGGUCAACAAGCCCAAAAACCGCUACGCUAACGUCAUAGCAUACGACCACACCAGAGUCAUCCUGGCUCCCAUAGAAGGUAUCCUGGGGAGCGACUACAUCAACGCAAACUACAUUGAUGGCUACAGGAAGCAGAAUGCCUACAUCGCUACCCAGGGACCGCUGGCGGAGACGUUCGGGGACUUCUGGAGGAUGGUGUGGGAGCAGCGGGCCGCCUCUGUCGUCAUGAUGACGCGCCUGGAGGAGAAAUCACGGAUAAAGUGUGACCAGUACUGGCCAAGUCGCGGCACAGAGACAUACGGGAUGAUCCAGGUCACCCUGCUGGACACAAUGGAGCUGGCCACUUUCUGUGUUCGCACCCUUUCCCUGCAUAAGAGUGGCAGCAGUGAACGGCGAGAGGUGCGUCAGUUCCAGUUUACAGCCUGGCCAGAUCACGGUGUGCCAGAGUAUCCCACCCCCUUCCUCAACUUCCUCCGCAGGGUCAAAGCCUGCAACCCUCCUGAUGCUGGACCUAUCAUCGCUCACUGCAGUGCUGGUGUUGGCCGCACCGGCUGUUUUAUCGUCAUCGAUGCCAUGCUGGAGCGCAUUCGACAUGAGCGCACCGUGGACAUCUACGGUCAUGUGACCCUGAUGCGCUCACAGAGGAACUACAUGGUGCAGACGGAGGACCAAUACAGUUUCAUCCACGAGGCCCUGCUGGAGGCGGUGGCCUGCGGGAACACUGAAGUGGCCGCCAGGAGUCUGUACUCUUACAUGCAGAAGCUGUCCAAGGUGGAGACUGGGGAGCACGUCACCGGCAUGGAGCUGGAGUUCAAGCGACUGGCUAAUACCAAAGCCCACACAUCCCGGUUUGUCACGGCCAACCUGCCAUGCAACAAAUUCAAGAACCGACUGGUCAACAUCAUGCCCUAUGAAACCACCCGCGUCUGCCUCCAGCCAAUCAGAGGCCUAGAGGGCUCCGACUACAUCAAUGCCAGUUACAUAGACGGAUACAGGCAGCAGAGAGGCUACAUUGCCACCCAGGGUCCACUGGCUGAGACUACGGAGGAUUUCUGGAGGAUGCUGUGGGAACACAACUCCACUAUAGUGGUCAUGCUCACUAAACUGAGAGAAAUGGGACGGGAGAAGUGUCACCAGUACUGGCCAGCUGAGCGCUCAGCCAGGUACCAAUACUUCGUGGUGGACCCCAUGGCUGAGUACAACAUGCCUCAGUACAUCCUCCGGGAGUUCAAAGUUACUGAUGCCAGGGAUGGCCAAUCACGGACGGUGCGUCAGUUCCAGUUCACUGAUUGGCCGGAGCAAGGUGUGCCCAAAUCUGGAGAGGGCUUCAUCGACUUCAUUGGCCAAGUCCACAAAACCAAGGAGCAGUUUGGCCAGGAUGGACCAAUCACUGUUCACUGCAGUGCUGGCGUGGGGCGGACAGGUGUCUUCAUCACUCUGAGUAUCGUCCUGGAGAGGAUGCGUUACGAAGGGGCAGUGGACAUCUUCCAGACUGUCAAAAUGCUGCGCACACAGAGACCAGCCAUGGUGCAAACUGAGGAUGAGUACCAGUUCUGCUACCAGGCUGCUCUGGAGUACCUGGGUAGCUUUGACCACUAUGCAACGUAAGUGAAGAGACGACCAUCCAUCCAUCUUUCUGCUUUGAGGUCCACAAACAAACCAACAAGUGAAACAAGAGAAAGACGGCCUGAAAUAACGUGAACAUUGCAGCUUUUUCCGGGAGCACAACUCAAAGAUGAAUUCGACACCAACAAGGACAAAAAGCAACAACAAAAACAGCAACAAGAAAUCUAUGUCUAACAGCACCCACACUCAUCAGGAGUUUCCCCGAGGAGCUGGUGGGUGUGGAGACUGUCCAUGUGUAAUCCAUAUACUUACCUCAGUGUUCCAGUGUGAAGGACGUAUAAUACAUGUGUGUUGUGGUCAGCUAUCUCCAAUAUGAACCAGUGAAAUACAAACGGCUUCUGAACAGGAAUUAUGAUACUAUAUGUGUAUAAAAAACAAAAAGGAAAAAAAAACACAAAGAGCCUGGAUAUUUGCUGCACCCUAAAUGGGCUUUUUAUCCUCAACUUUGUAUCUAUUGGUUUGGUGUACUAAGGGGUUACAAAGUGCAAAGGUGAACAUUUCUAUGUGUCCGUGAGUCUAUUUCAAAGGUGUCUACUGCUACCACAGGUAGUUCUGAUUAUAGUUUAAAGCAGAUGACUAGGUUAUGCCUCGGCAGAAGCCUACGGUACGGACUCACCACUCUGAGGACUGUUGGAGAAGCAUGUGGAUGCUAUUUUACCCGACGCACAGUGCCAAGAGAAACCAUGCAGCGUGAACUGUGGCCUACAAGGAGAGAUGGCUCCCUCUUUUAUCCAGCAUAACAUAAAGUCAGACUAGAGACUAACACGCUGGCCAAGGAUCAGUUCACACUCCCAAAUCGUGUCCUCACUGAGUAACAGCUGGCCUCAGAACAGUGAUUUACAGCCCAUCAUAUCCUCAACUGGGCUGAGAUUUGUAGUCCAGUGCAUUCUUCAUUCAACAAAGCUUGCUUGCUGUUUGCUGUAGUCCUUGUUCAUCCUCCAGCUCGGCUCCUCUUGAUGUCAGCCCCAUUGUGUCAGUUCAGCAGUGGCUUAUUGAAAGAAAUGCUAAUGAAAGAACUGCGCUUCAAUGCCUUUUCUUUCUCGAAUUUAAAACAGUUCUCAGUCCAUUUCUGCAGACAUGAUUCUUGUGUGUUUUUAUUGUACGUCCUUGCCUUACGCUGACAUAUUUCUUGUGUUUUAACAUGCUGCUUAAUGUUCACGCGUUGUGUGCUAAACUUUUAUUGUCAUACAGUAUCUUAAACCGAGGAUGAAAGUUGUUUCCUUAUCAUCUUCCUCCUCUAAAGCUAACCUACUUGAAUUGCACCACUUUGCAGUUAAAUCAGUGUGAUAUUUUACUAUUUAAGGCUACAGAAAGAUAAUGAGAGAAAUCCCAAAAAACAUUCAGCGCAAGUGGUGAAUUGCUCACUUUCAACAGUCCUCUCCCCUCACCCAACUGUCCCACCACCAUAUAAACUCCAUUCAAAUUCUCUCUGUUUCUAAAUCACACUGUACAGAACAUCCCAACUUAACCAAAUGAUGUUUUUCCCUCUGUCCUCUCCAGUACAACUGCACAAGUCCUUGAUAUCGAUAUAUAUCUUUUCUUUAAUUUGACAUAUAAUCAUAAUUGGUCCCACGUGGUGAUUGAAGAGCACAGCGAUGUUCCAGUGUAUCAGACAUCUCGGGCGAUUUCACCGAUUUUGUACAUACAGUCUAUCAUUGGAGUCCUAUACAGUACAGUUACAUACGUCUGAGCACAAGAUAUAACGUGGGAUUGGAUGUGAUGUAGUUCUUAUUGUCGCAAAAAAAGAAGCCUUAUUGUUAUUGUUCACUUUGUCAUAUUUAUUUCAUAUGAUUUUUUAAGAUAUUUAUUAUUCUAUUUUGUUACUUUUUACGUAUGUUUUUAAUUUAUUUAUUUGGGAUAUCUAGCAACUAUAACCAAUAAGAUGUUGUUUACUUGUUUCUUUGGCGAGCCAAUGUUAAAGUAUGAUAUUGUCACUGUUUGUUUUUUUAUUUUUAAUGGUCAGUUUUGGUGCUUUUUUAUUUGCUUUGUUAUUAUAAAGUAUGCCCUCUGUGUAGGGUGCUAUUUGAUACUGAUUACUGAUGUCCGACUAGUUAGCUAGAGAUGUACAUUAGAGGCAGACCUAGUUUAAGUUUACAGUGAUGCCCUUUUGAUGCCCUCCCCCACUCAACCUCCAUAGCAACAGCAUUGGUGUGAUCAAAGCAACAGAGGUAAGAUCCACCCCACCGUGAUAGGUUUAAGGGCAUCAGAAGAAAUGGGAUAUAUAGAGCAGACUUGUUGGUGAAAACCUCAGACAAGCUGCUGGUAUUUAGUUUGCUGGAAAGCACAUGGUAGCAAGUGUAUUUUUUGAAAGAAAAUGGGUGAAGAAUCGCCCAGCUACACACACUCACAAGUUAUUGUUUAAAUCUGAAAUUAUUCUGAUAUGAAAUUUAUGUGUGGUCCAGAAGUCUUGACAGUGUGUGACAUAUAUGAAAUAUGUUAUUCCUUCGAUUUCUAAUGAUUAUUGUGUCAAGAGAAAUAUAAAAGGCACACACAUGAAACAUAAUAUGAAAUGUGUUGAGGGCCAGCUCUGAUGAUGCCAUCCCUGUCACUUAUGUACCUGUUCUUUCCUUUUAAACCAUGGAUGUAGAUAUUGUAUCUUGACUUUGUAUUAAAAGCAGGAUGAUUGGAUAUACAGCACAAUGA